This is a messenger RNA of Rhipicephalus sanguineus (brown dog tick), 3722 nucleotides long. RefSeq lists its product as uncharacterized. Gene Ontology annotation, biological process: signal transduction. The transcript is spliced from 16 exons. NCBI's taxonomy places the organism in Eukaryota, Metazoa, Arthropoda, Arachnida, Ixodida, Ixodidae. The record is from RefSeq and is a predicted model, not a curated record. The coding region runs from base 318 to 2891 and encodes 857 amino acids.
GCCUCUUUCAUUCGGUGCGCGUUUCAACGCCUCGUCGCGGCCCUUGAAGCAAAGAAGUCCGCAAGGGUCCGAACUCUUGCGCGAGAGAAAGCUGUAGUUUACACCGCAACAUUAAGACGACGCCAAGCUCUGCACGAUUUGUAGGUUUGUUCGCCCCGAGAACGAUGUCGACGACUUCGGAAAAAACGUGCAACUGUUGACUACUUCGAUAACGUGUCGCGUUGUGCAGCUAAUCAUCCUGUGGCUCAGGCAGCUUGCGCGAGGGAGGCAUUACGGACAAGGGAAGCUGCGACUGGCGGCGAAGCGCGAGCAUCGCAAUGAAGCCAGCCGAGGUCCCGUCGCUGUCGUUCAGGUCGUUCGAGGCGGUCUACGUGUUUCUGGCGGUGCUGUACGCGUUGACUGCGACCAACCUGUACUUACACCUCACCGGGGAUUCGUCGUCGUUCACCGAUCGUGAGUGCGCGAGAUGUUGCGGCGUUUCGGUGGAAGAGUCCACUACUCGCGAUGCACACGUGUCAGGAGCCGACGCCGGUCGCGUAAAGCGUAGCAGCAGCAGGUCGACGAUGUCGCGCAAACCGGGUCGCGCGGCCGUCGAGGAGCCCGUGUACGCGAGGAUAUCGCCCAAGGCGGCGGCGGUGCCAAACGUGGAGUUCUUCCCGCGAAACGACAUGACCAGCCACGACGGCAACACCAUGCUCGUCAGCUCGUACGCCAGGAUACCGGUGCCGGUUCUAGAGGAAUUCUGCUUCACAUCGAAAGAGUACUGCGGACCUGGGGACCCGGGACAUCCGGGAAAACCUGGCAUUCCGGGAUACCCGGGAGAGAAAGGGGACAUGGGGCUGCGAGGGCUACCGGGAUUACCGGGAAGCCCAGGCCCCGUUGGUCCCGUCGGACCCCCGGGAUUGAAGGGAGACAAAGGCUCCAUUGGUGAAACCGGGCCCGCAGGUCUGGACGGAAGGGACGGUCUUCCCGGCCAGCCUGGACUUGACGGAAUUCCGGGGCCCCAGGGUCCGGAUGGACGUCCAGGUGUUAACGGAAGAGACGGCCUAGACGGCAUUCCGGGACGAAACGGCACCGACGGAGCCGACGGUAAGGACGGGCUUCCGGGUCCUCAAGGAUCACCUGGGGCCAAAGGAGCCGCAGGCAUUCCUGGGCCACGGGGCAAAAGGGGACUACCCGGUCAGCCGGGAACUCCUGGUAUUCCCGGCAUCACCGCAUGGGCAGUGAACGGCUCCCGCACACACAAGACGGAGGGCCUGCUCAUACCUCCGGCCAUCGUGGAUGCGCAAACGGUGCAGACGGUGACCAUCCGCGAGGGCGAGAAUGUGCGGCUUCACUGCUCGGCUACGGGCCAGCCGGAACCCGUGGUCACGUGGAGGAGGGAGAACGGCAGACCCAUCUACGGACAACGCUUCCACGAAUCGCUCGUCGAGGACCGCCAGCUGAACCUGACCCAUGUGACGCGGGAGGAGAUGGGUCGAUACUUCUGCACUGCAUCCAAUGGGGUGCCGGUCGAAGCCACCAAGGAAGUUCUUUUGGAAGUUACCUUUCCUCCGUUCGUGCGCAUCAAGCAGUGGUCGGUGGCGACGGCUGUGGGUGGUUGGGCACUGCUCGAGUGCCACGUCGAGGCCUUCCCGACGGCUGUGAACACGUGGACGCUACGCUCGGGGCGAUUCCUCGAGGACGGCCCCAAGUACCGGGUGCGUGAAUACGACCGCGGCUACACCACCCUCAUGACGCUCAACGUGACCGACGUGGGGCCGCAAGACUUCGGACUCUACCACUGCGUCAGCAAGAACGCCCUCGGACAGGCCAUCGGAUCGCUCACCGUCUACAGUGAAGACGAGAGGACAGAGGAGUUCGACGAUUCGGAGAGGACCGCCGGCCAAACGCCUCCGACUAAGCAGACCAUGGGCGACUGCAAGCGAUGUCCGGAUUGCACAAGCGCUCGGCUGAAGACUUGUGGUCCAGGAAUGCUGACGGACAUCAUCAACGUCCAGAACGUCGACAGCACGGUGAACAGGACUAACUGGAUUGCAAGGAGACCACGUAACCAGGAGUGCCUGGUGACGCGCCGCGUGAUCGAGCGUAUCGGCAAGCCGGUGCUAAACCGAAAGCCCGGCGGCCACUUCAGCAACUGGAUGCGGGAGAGCACCCCGUUCGACCCGAACACCAUCUACGUGGCCAACGAACUGGACGGCAUGUCUCUCCUCGAGUUCCCCUCCAAGGCGGCCUUCCAGUCCGGCACUGGUCACCGCACGCUGCGGCUUCCGGCUCCUUUCCACGGCAACGGACAGUUGCUGUACAACGGCUCGCUCUACUACCACCAGAACGACACUAACUACGUGGUCCGGGUUCCCUUGGCUGCCCGAGGCAGCGGAGAUCCGCUCAAAGUGACCGCUCGGCUGAAGCUGGACGACGCCGUGUUCCGCAACGGCAGCUACCUGUACGCGGCGCAGAGGAACUACGUGAACAUCUUGGCCGACGAGAACGGCCUGUGGCUCAGCUAUUCCAGCCGCAGGUCCAACAACACAAUGAUACUCAAGGUGCACGAGGAGAGCCUGAGGCCCGAGUACAUCUGGAACCUGACCGUUGACCACCGGCAGGUGGCGCACCUGUUCGUCGUGUGCGGCGUGUUGUAUGCGGUGAAUAGUCUGAGUGAGCACAGCACCGAGGUUGGCCUCGCCUACGACCUCUACUCCGACGCGCUCCUGACGGACGUGCCUCGGCUGAACUACAGCAACCCGUUCGGCAACACCACCUUCCUCACGUACAACCCGGGCGACGCGUCACUCUACACGACCGACAGCGGCAACCAGCUCAUCUACCCGCUGCUCUUCAACGUCACCGAGGGACAACCCAAGAACGGAGGCUCCGCGGGAUCAAACUAGGCCCUCUGCACGCUUCCACAUCCUAAAGAGCGCAAUAGCGGAACUUCCGGUCAACGUCACAUGCGAGAUUGGCACGUGAUCUGAGCAGGAACGUCACACACGACGUGAUUCGCAGUAUCUAGAGACAUUCCUUGUUCAACUAUUUAUCACCCCUGCAGGUCUCCAUCUUCACCUGAACUUAUGUCUGGCGUGCACACGGGGGCGGGGGGGAUGUGCAGGGGGUGGCGGCCACCCCCCCCCCCCCCCCCUUAAUCACCUUCGAGAAGGGCGCAAAGUCUUCCUCAUACUUUUACUCAGUCGGACCUGUCCCGUCGUUGUUUAAAGAGCAGGGUUAUGGCCACGCAGGUUUUUGACGAUAAUGGCUUCCGAAGACCCCUGAUGUUGCUUUCCAAGAACUGUUUACCUCCCAUCUUUACUCCCGGAAAGCCAGGGACCAAAGGCAGGCCAUUUCGAGAAGCAUGUCAUCGCUUCACCUUCGUUCUUUCAUCCAUAACCGCGAGGCCAGUACGGCGUAGGUUACUGGGCACCCAGUAACACGGGCCAUGGAGCCAUUUUGACACUAGCAAAAUAGCGAUACUUACGCAACGCCAGGCAGAGCCUUCCCUUUCAUUCAAGUUUUAUCGCGGUGGUGUGACGUCACACGUGACGUUUCUGAUCAGCUGGCGGCGACCGGAAGUUUCACAUUUGGGCUCUUUAGAAUAUGGAAACACGCGGGGCCGCUAUCUUCAAGUGUUCCCAAUAAAAAGGCAAUGUUUGUACAUGCGUAAUAAGAAAAUUCUCCAUACAAUUAUAAAGCGAAACAGAGUACUGCAAUCUUUUUUUUUCGGACAU